GGCCUAACGACCGCCACCGGGACCAUCGGCAAGCCGGACUUUCGCUCGAAGUCGGCGCUCUACACCAGCGGAUAUUGGGCGACAACCAUGACUUGAGAUCUCUCGUUCCGAGUGUUCACUUUGUUGCUUCGGGAGGGAAGAGACGACAGCGAGGCCCGUGAGCAGGGCUCGAGGAGUUUUCCGUCGACGUGAACGAACGGGUCGCAGAACCACAACAAACAUGUUUCAGCCGUCGACCCAGAGGCUAGGCCUACCGGCCCUGCUGUCAGUAUUGAUGCUUGCGGUCAUCCUUCUUCCGACGAUUGUACACGGACGUCGGACAUCGCACUGCUACACGUGUCGUUCGAGGGGCCAGCUGGGAGACUGUCGGGACCCGUUCCCCUACAACGAGACCACGGCCGACGGCGUCCGAGGUGUCGACGCCACGCCGUGCGCGUCCAAGUGGUGCGGCAAGCUCAUCGAGGGAAGGGACGACGACUUCGACCUGGCCACCGAGCGGAUGUGCUUGCAGAGGCCUCCGGACGACCAGGAGGAACGCUGCGCCGAAACGCUCUACCAAAACAGACGAGUCUACAUGUGCUUCUGUCGUGGCGACCUGUGCAACACCGCUCACACCACAACCGCCUCGGGACUCCUUACAACAGCCCUGACGGCUCUUCUAUGCAUCGCCUUCCACGCUGCCAAACUUCUCCAAGCUUAACGCCUGCAGGCACGAUACAAAACGUUAGCGUCUCUUUCUGAAACAAGUUCGCCACGCUUACAUGUCUAUAUACCCCGUUUGACACCAAGUUUGAGCGCAGCUGCGGUCGAACUAUAGAGUGAAACGGAGUAUAUGCGCAAACGCGUCGCCACGACG
Messenger RNA from Ixodes scapularis (black-legged tick), 856 nucleotides. RefSeq lists its product as uncharacterized. The record is from RefSeq and is a predicted model, not a curated record. Bases 221 to 700 code for a protein of 159 amino acids. The transcript is spliced from 3 exons. Gene Ontology annotation, biological process: regulation of synaptic transmission, cholinergic; sleep; positive regulation of voltage-gated potassium channel activity. NCBI's taxonomy places the organism in Eukaryota, Metazoa, Arthropoda, Arachnida, Ixodida, Ixodidae.